AGGUAAAAUGGCGCAACUACAAGCCCUUCCGCCAAGAAGUAGACGUGUCCCAAGCUUACUGCUCGCGUUUAACAAGCGUCAACGGGCAGAUAGAUCGAUGGAGGCGGACAUCACCGGCAACAUGGAAGGAAAAACGGACGCGGGGAUCUCACUGGAGCCUUACAUUGAGGCCGUGCGCCAGCAGCUGGAAGACCAGGACCCGCUUUUCCUCAUCGGGGUCCUCGUGGCUUUGGCUGUUGUGAUCAUCACAUGCGUUUUCCUCAAGUACUUUCUAACUAGUAAAAGCGUCCAAAGUGCGGUGCUGCUCGUCGGGUUGUGCGACGCGGGCAAGACGCUUCUCUUCAGCCGACUGCUGUCCGGGAAAUUUAAACGGACUCAGACCUCCAUUACAGACAGUAGUGCUCCAUAUAAAGCGAAAAAUGAUAGGAACACCAUCUGGACUCUGAUAGACUUGCCAGGUCAUGACAGUCUGCGUCCACAGUAUUUGGAAAAGUUCAAAUCAGCAGCUCGAGCCAUUGUGUUUGUGGUGGACAGCGCCAUCUUCCAAAAGGAAGUGAGAGAUGUCGCCGAGUUCCUGUACGUUUUGCUGACCGACGCAGUACUCUGCAGGAACGCCCCCACGCUUCUUGUGGCGUGCAACAAACAGGAUAUCACCAUGGCAAAAUCAGCCAAACUGAUUCAGCAGCAGCUUGAAAAGGAACUGACUACACUGCGGGUGACUCGCUCGGCGGCCCUCAGCUCGCAGGACGGCUCGGCGUGUGGAAGCGUGUACCUGGGCAAGAAAGGCAAGGGCUUUGAGUUCAGCCAGCUGCCCAUAAAAGUGAAAUUCCUGGAGUGCAGCGCCCGGGGGGCCAAAGGGGAAGAGGCCGACGCCGACAUCCAGAGCUUAGAGAGCAGCCUGGCUAGGCUGUAAAAAAAAAAAUGAUAAGUGGAGACCUCGCUGGCAGCCACCGUCCACAUGAAACAGAUGAACAAUCUCAUAACACUUGGAAGGAUGACCACCCAAAGAUUCAAUCAAAUCCAUUAAGACUGUGAAGGUCCAAUUUGCAUGGAGGAGAAUCAUGGAAUUACUAUUUGCUUGCUUUGCAGUGCAAAUGUAAUAGCGAACAUCGUGCUUUAACAUGACAAGUAUUGGUACAUUUAUUGCAAACGCAAAUUGUGGACAGCUUAAAGAAAUCACGGGUGAAUACACUUGUCAUUUCAUUAUCAAUGGAAAGCUUUGCCUUUUUAUUCUGACAAAUGUUUUGCUUUAGAGCAGUAUGAAUGUGUGGGAUUGUGGUGAAGAAUGAAUUUGUAACGACAGGUACUUCACAAAAACAUUUUCUUAGUUGUACAAAAUGACAACAGAUGGAAUCAAAUGAACCCCACAGAGCACUAAGUUUGUGAGUCACUUAUGACACUGGGGAGAAAAUCGCAAUUUCAAAACUUUUUUUUUUUAUGCCCCAUUGGAAAUAAGUUUUUUCCGGCCUCAAAUUGUCCCCAUCGUAAAACCUACAAUCCAUAAGCAAUGUAUUGAGUAACAUUCAUCACUGUUGUAAAAAAAAAAAAAAAAAAGUAGAUUGUCAAAUAAAACAAAGUACAAUUAC
This is a messenger RNA of Phyllopteryx taeniolatus (common seadragon), 1586 nucleotides long. RefSeq names its product SRP receptor subunit beta (gene srprb). NCBI's taxonomy places the organism in Eukaryota, Metazoa, Chordata, Actinopteri, Syngnathiformes, Syngnathidae. Bases 8 to 913 code for a protein of 301 amino acids. The transcript has 7 exons. The record is from RefSeq and is a predicted model, not a curated record. Gene Ontology annotation, cellular component: cytoplasm; plasma membrane. Gene Ontology annotation, biological process: intracellular protein transport; vesicle-mediated transport. Gene Ontology annotation, molecular function: GTP binding.